This is a messenger RNA of Plenodomus lingam JN3, 1233 nucleotides long. RefSeq lists its product as uncharacterized. Lineage: Eukaryota; Fungi; Ascomycota; Dothideomycetes; Pleosporales; Leptosphaeriaceae. Gene Ontology annotation, molecular function: hydrolase activity, hydrolyzing O-glycosyl compounds. The record is from RefSeq and is a predicted model, not a curated record.
AUGCGUCUUCUAGCAGCUUUUUGUGCGGCCAGUCUUACGUCACUGAUUCACGCCUUUCCCAAUGCGCCCUUCAAGACCUCUACGCAAUGGGUCCACGACUCCACUGGCGCCAACUUCACUUAUGUUGGCGUGAACUGGCCUGGCCAUGGAGAAGUGAUGAUCCCCGAGGGUCUCCAAUACCGGUCGAUCAAGUCCAUUGUUUCCAUGAUCAAAGAAUUGAAGAUGAAUGCUGUACGAUUGACAUUCGCCAUCGAGAUGAUCGACGACAUCAGGGACAAUGGCGGAGAUGUGACAGUACAACAGGCCUUCAUCAAGGCUCUAGGAAACACGAAUGGUACCAGAGUUUGGAAUGAAGUGACAAAGAACAAUCCGCAAAUCACUACCAGCACCACUAGACUUCAAGUCUUCGAUGCCGUUGCUGCAGAACUGGCAAAUCAACAGAUCUAUGUGCAUCUUGACAACCACAUGUCUAAAGGCAAAUGGUGCUGCAGUGGUAACGAUGGCAAUACGUGGUUUGGUGACACAGACUUUAAUGUUGCCAAAUGGGAAAGGGGCCUUGUUCAUAUGGCUGAACACAUAAUUCAGUCCAAAACCUGGCCUAAUAUGGUGUCUCUCGGCCUUCGCAAUGAGCUCCGGAGACCCGACCAAGCCGGCAACACCCUCCCCUACACUUGGUCCGUCUGGUAUGACAACAUGAUCAAGGCCGCAAAUUCUGUCAAUGCCGCAAACCCCGAAAUCUUGAUCUUCCUCUCUGGACUGAACUUCGACACCACGCUCCAACCCAUUCCUUCCUCCGAUGACCUCGGCGACGGCAAGAAGUUUGUGCUCAAGAACUUCAAAUACAGCGAUAAGCUCGUGCUUGAACUUCACAACUACCAAAAUUCCGCUACCAACUGCGGUGAUAUCGAAGGUGGUCUUUGGAACAAUGGAUUCCGCGCCACUUGGCCAACCGCAGUCAACCGAAUGCCAGUGCUUUUGACAGAGUUCGGCUUUUCGCAGGCCGAUAAUUCGUACUCGGGCGUGUACUCAACUUGCUUGAAGAAACUUAUGCCGCAAUGGCAGUCGGGAUGGAUGGUGUGGGCGUUGGGUGGAAGCUAUUACAUCAGGAGCGGGAUCCAGGAUUACGAAGAAACGUGGGGCUUGGUGAACCAUGACUGGAGUGGUUGGAGGAGCGCAAACUCUAUUAGAUCGCUCAAGGAAAUGGUGGACAAUACUCUUGCAUCAGUGCAGUAG